This is a messenger RNA of Strongylocentrotus purpuratus (purple sea urchin), 880 nucleotides long. RefSeq lists its product as uncharacterized. The transcript is spliced from 2 exons. Lineage: Eukaryota; Metazoa; Echinodermata; Echinoidea; Camarodonta; Strongylocentrotidae. The record is from RefSeq and is a predicted model, not a curated record. Bases 27 to 647 code for a protein of 206 amino acids.
ACUUGUCUUUGACUGCUACACAAACUAUGCUGGAACACCUGGACCACCUCAAGGAAGUACUGAUUAUUUGGGCAUCGUUUCCAUCGACAAUCCCCCCAGUUUUUUCCGUCAGGCAUUUCAGUAUCGACCUCAUGGCUGAUACCAUGUCCUACUCCAAGGCUUUGGGCUUCGUUCCCAGCGCCACAACUGUUAACGUGGGCAUGGGUUACAACGAGCGCGAUGGGGUUGUGGGUGCUAUAGCGCGAGGAAUCGUGGCGGCCGCGAAAUCACUUGAGGACGCACGGAAAGAACUCACUACAGUUGAGGUCGCAUGGAAAGAACUCACCGUAGAUGGAUAUGCUGGUUCAGGGGUAGUUUCCUUCGAAACUGGUCAAGAGCUUGCUAAUAGGGUUGGAUAUCUUCCUCAUCUUGAGGUGCUGGAACUGUGUCGGGUGGACAUGAACGAGAAAGCGCUGAUCGCCAUCGUGGAGAAAUGUCUGGAGAUCACCACCAUUAAGGAAAUAAGAAUCGGACUUUGUGGAUCCCGCGUCGGUGGCGCACUUGAUACCCUUCUGCAGAGCUUAUGCCAAGUUGGAGGUGGAAUUAUCAUCACUGUCUACCAUUCUUUAGAAUAUGUACGAGUAUUAUCACCAUUGCAGAAACAAUAGAUUCAUACAUCAUUUGGUAUCAAAGACAUUAUCAAAUUAAAGAUACAGAAUCAAGAAAUAUCCAGAAUUUUGGAUUUCAAUAUCAGAACUGUGCUAGAAGAUAGCAUACAUAUUGGCGUCUUAUGAAUUUAUGUGCCGGGUUAGGCAUAUUAAAUUACUUUUUAAACUCCACAGCAGCUUAGUAUUGGUAGUAUUAGUAUCAUAUCUUGCUAGUCAUCAUUUAAAUCUAAAGU